UCACAUCUGCUCAGUGGGGCGACAAGGACGGGGCUUUAGUUCGGGAAAGAGGGCAGAAAAAAGUUCACUUUUCUCCGCCGGGUGCCAAGAGAACGGGACAGGACUCAACUUCUGCCGGAGCCGCAGCUGUGUGCUACGGACCGAUCAUGGGUGACUGGAGCUUUCUGGGUAAUAUUUUAGAGGAAGUCAACGAGCACUCUACGGUGAUCGGCCGGGUGUGGCUCACGGUGCUCUUCAUCUUCCGCAUCCUCAUCCUGGGCACGGCGGCGGAGUUCGUGUGGGGCGACGAGCAGUCCGACUAUGUGUGCAACACACAGCAGCCCGGCUGCGAGAACGUGUGCUACGACGAGGCCUUCCCCAUCUCCCACAUCCGCCUGUGGGUGCUGCAGAUCAUCUUCGUGUCCACGCCGUCUCUGGUGUACGUGGGCCACGCCGUGCACCACGUCCACAUGGAGGAGAAGCGCAAGGAGCGCGAGGAGGCGGAGCUGAGCCGGCAGCAGGAGCUGAGCGAGGAGCGUCUCCCGCUGGCGCCCGACCAGGGCAGCGUCCGCACCACGAAGGAGACGAGCACAAAGGGGAGCAAGAAGUUCCGUCUGGAGGGGACGCUGCUGAGGACCUACAUCUGCCACAUCAUCUUCAAGACUCUUUUCGAGGUGGGCUUCGUGGUGGGCCAGUACUUCCUGUACGGCUUCCGCAUCCUGCCGCUGUACAAGUGCAGCCGCUGGCCCUGCCCCAACACCGUGGACUGUUUUGUGUCUCGACCCACCGAGAAAACCGUCUUCAUCAUCUUCAUGUUGGCCGUGGCCUGCGUCUCGCUCUUCCUCAACUUUGUGGAGAUCAGCCACCUGGGCCUGAAGAAGAUCCGCUUUGUCUUCCGCAAGCCGGCGCCGGCCCCGGCCCAGGGCGAGGGCUCGGCGCCUCCUCUGCCGCUGCAGGGGAAGAGCCUGCCCCCGCUGGCCGUGCCCUCCCUGCAGCGGGUCAAAGGUUACAGGCUGCUGGAGGAGGAGAAAGUGCCCCAAAUGACUCACCUCUACCCGCUGGCUGAAGUCGGCAUGGAGGCGGGCAGGGGGACCCCGCCCUUCCAGGGGGGGCUGGAGGAGAAGUCGGAGAAGGUGUCGCCCAUGGAGGACUUCUCUAAGGUGUACGACGAGGCGCUGCCCUCCUACGCUCAGACCACCGAGACAGGGGGGGUGAUAUUACACGAGGAGGAGGUGCAGCAGCCUGCGGAGAAGGAAGCGGAGCGGGUGGAGGAGGUCGCGGACGAGGAUGUGGAGGUAGAGGAGGCGGCGAUCGACGAUGGGGUGACCGUGGUGGAGGCGGGGACGGAGGCCGCCGAUACAAUAGAAGACACCAGACCGCUGAGCCGACUGAGCAAAGCCAGCAGCAGGGCCAGUUGGCCUCCUACACAUCAGGGGCCGAAUUCACAAAGCCUCCUAAAACAGACACAAGCUUUACAAUAUCAUUUGUGUUUUUAAGGUGCGAUGGAGAAUUUCUACAAACACACAGGCAUCAGGGAGACCUUUUCCCUGAUAUUUUACAUGUUCUGGAUUUCCUCACAAGCAGAAGGAAAGACCGUUUUUGCUGAGGCUGGCCGGUCAGUGAACCUGCCGUGUAACAACAAGUCAAUCGGCCAUCUCACACAGCUAACAUGGAACAUGAACGAGACUCAGCUCCUGUUCAGUUUCAUCCCAAAGCAAUCGUUCCACAUGACUCCUGAAGCUCAGAUCAUGAACAUGAACAUGUCAGAUUCAGAGAGCCAGCUGUACGGACUGAUCGUAGAGAGAGCCCAGAAGUCUCACACAGGAAACUACACCUGCAAGACCACCACAACGAUGGGAAUUUGGGAACAGAAGUGGGAACUGAUCAUUACAGACCCUGUGGAAGUUAAACACUGGAAUAAGCUUGCGAUCGCUUUGGCUGCCACUGUGCCUUGUGUGUGUGGCCUGAUCUUUAUAAUAGGGUUGAUCAUUAUGCUGAAAGUCUGCAGAAAGGGUUCAGACACUUGCGUUCACUCUCUCCCUGCAGACAUGCAUGAGCAAACAGAGGAUAUCUAUGAAAAUUGCUUCGAGAGCCGUAGCAAACCCAGGGCUCAUUAAUUCAAAGCACUGCCCGGAAAUGUAAAGGACAAGAGGAAUGUAAGACGAGAAGUGAUAGAAAGACGUGUGAAACCGUGCACUAAAGUGGAAAUACACACCCAGACCUCAAUCAUGGUUAUUUCUGGUGUGCAGCAAAAACAAAAUCCAAGUCCUUGUUUGCAUUGCUUUUAUUUAAGAUUAUUACUUUGGACUUUAUUUUAUAUU
This is a messenger RNA of Labrus mixtus (cuckoo wrasse), 2300 nucleotides long. Its product is annotated as gap junction alpha-8 protein-like. Gene Ontology annotation, biological process: cell communication. The transcript has 9 exons. Gene Ontology annotation, cellular component: connexin complex. NCBI's taxonomy places the organism in Eukaryota, Metazoa, Chordata, Actinopteri, Labriformes, Labridae. The record is from RefSeq and is a predicted model, not a curated record.